Mesitornis unicolor (brown roatelo) is the source of this 1290-nucleotide messenger RNA. Its product is annotated as oxysterol-binding protein-related protein 10-like. The annotation marks the transcript as partial. The transcript is spliced from 7 exons. The record is from RefSeq and is a predicted model, not a curated record. NCBI's taxonomy places the organism in Eukaryota, Metazoa, Chordata, Aves, Mesitornithiformes, Mesitornithidae.
AUGGUCAUGGAGACCCUCCUGUUGAGUCACAAGGUUCAGAAAGGACUCCCUUGCUUUCUAAACUCCUCAGAGAGGAAUCUAGGUGUGGCUGGAUCCAAUCCUAGUCCUAGACUUAGUCAGCAGUUUGUGUCUAAAGGAUUAUAUGUGUGCACAAUCAAUCCUUUAUAUCACGUAGCUAAGAAUGCAAACCGAGAAUCUGUUGUGGCAAGGAAUCUCUUGACCUCGAGUGGUAACCUUGAGAGGAGUCCCUACUCAAGGGGAGAUCCUGGCAUGCAGCCUGCUGUCAUUUCAGCAGAGCUCAAGGGGCUCUCGCACUGCUCAGUAUUCAUGAGGUACUUUGUGCUGGACUUUGAGACGGGGAUUCUGCAGUAUUUUGUGAAUGAACAAAGUAAAAACCAGAAGCCGCGAGGAACCUUGUCUUUAGCUGGAGCUAUAAUAUCACCCAGCGAUGAAGUGCCGCACAUGUUGGUGGUGUACUCUGCCAGUGGCGAGAUGUACAAGUUGAGAGCUGCUGAUGCAAAGGAGAAACAAUACUGGAUAACUCAGCUUCGAUCCUGUGCCAAACAUCACAAGGAAGGUAAUUCUAAGAGCGUUUCAUCACGAAGUAGAAGCUCAUCUCUGCUGCCGCCUGGAACAGUUAAUUCCGCAUCUCCUAGUGGCCAGAAACAUAUGAAUCAAAGUGGGCCAACUGUUGUGACCAUCACGCAUCACAAAUCACCUGCAGCUGCUCGAAGAGCGAAGAGCCAGCGUUCUGGUCAACUCCAUGAAGUCAGAGAGAUGAUGAGCCAAGCUGAGGGCCAACAGAAGAAUCUCGUACAAGCCAUUGAAGCUCUCCCAAGUUCUGGACCCCUUUCUGCCUUGGAUCAGGACUUGCUGCUUUUAAAAGCUACCUCUGCUGCCACCCUGAGCUGCCUUGGAGAAUGCCUGACUCUGUUACAGCAAAGCAUGCAUCAAGUGGCCCAACACCAUAACAGGUCACUGUCAUCAGAAGGUAUCCUGGGAUGGCCUGGGCCCAAGUCACACUCCACAGAGCAACUGAAAAAUGGUGCCCUCAGCUCCUUAUCCUCUGCUAGUGCCAACCUCACGUGGGCAAUAGUACCUUCUGCAGUCCAGGAUGGACAGGCACUGCAACCGAAUACAGAGCAUUCAGCUUCUGAGUUGAUCCUAGUUGAAGACGAAAUGACAGAUACUGAGGAUAAUGAAGAGGAGGAUUUAGGAGUCCUGGAUGAUCAACGUAGUGUAAUUCUCCAUCUCAUCUCUCAGCUCAAACUUGGCAUGGACCUUACCAGG